Messenger RNA from Platichthys flesus (European flounder), 6938 nucleotides. It is a transcript of the gene ctnnd2a, whose product is annotated as catenin (cadherin-associated protein), delta 2a. The record is from RefSeq and is a predicted model, not a curated record. The coding region runs from base 933 to 4727 and encodes 1264 amino acids. The transcript has 25 exons. Gene Ontology annotation, molecular function: cadherin binding. Gene Ontology annotation, cellular component: adherens junction; postsynaptic density; cytoplasm. Gene Ontology annotation, biological process: cell-cell junction assembly; dendritic spine morphogenesis; cell-cell adhesion. Lineage: Eukaryota; Metazoa; Chordata; Actinopteri; Pleuronectiformes; Pleuronectidae.
CCUGCAGUGGUAUUGGAGAUUCUGUCCCGCUUGGCCAAGUGUUUGCUCAGUAUAUCUGUCUGUGUUCAAAUCUAUUCUCUGUAAUCAAGCACAAGUCAUUUGGUAAAAAUACAUGUUGAAGGAGGAUGAGGUAAAAUUCAAGAUAUAGGGAAUGAUUAACAGCUUGUGCGUGUGUGAUGUUGGUCAAGGGUGUUUUUGGUGUCAUGGAUGACUUUCCAUGAACAUGCACACACUGAUGAACAUUCACCGGACUGAGGGUGUGAUAAAACGUGACCGUUCCCCGUGGAGACACACGGUGACAACCUGUGCUCUGACGCAACGUUCAAGGAAAGGAAGGAAUCUCAACAUGCACACGCAGUCAUACUACACACGCGAUAAAUGUGCGAGGGCAACACCCAGCCUCUCCCCGCCACGCGCCGCCUGAAGAUGGCGCUGCAUGUCUUCGUAUGAUGGUGGGUGCUGCCACAGAGGGCUGCGCGCGUGCACGGGCGCGCGCACGCGGAAAGGGGGAAGACAGAGGCGCUCGUCUGCCUCCUCUCCGGUGGUGCUGCCUCCCCGCCGUCGCAGUGCUUUCGCCGCUCUCCUCCGCUCUCUGCCUCCCUUUCUCUCUCGCUUUCGUGCCCAGCGCCUCGCCUCGCCGCACAUCGCCUCUUCCUCCUCCUCCUCCUCCUCCUCUUCCUUAUCCCCUUUCAUCUCUCUUCCACUCCCGACUCGCAUGCCCCAGACUCGCACCCCUGCCCAAGCAUCCCGACAAAUGGUCGCUCCAUCCGUAGCAACUCCGGACUCAGGACACAGCGGAAAGGCGCAAGGCUCCGUUGCUUUCUGAUCCGAACACACUGCGGACUGGACUCGGGAGGAGAGGCGGACCACGCACGGGGAAGAGACACGAGGAGGACGCCGGUCGCUGACAGUGGCCAGGAUCUAAUUUCGCAAUGCCGGUGCCCGAUCAGCCAGCAGAGCAGGAGAAGGGGGCCAUGGUUCCCCCUGUGAUGCCAUCGUCCAACGGCGACAGAUCUGAGCCGGAGACAACCUCUUCAAUCCUCGCCUCUGUCAAAGAGCAGGAGCUUCAGUUUGAACGGCUGACCAGGGAACUUGAGGCUGAGCGUCAGAUCGUUGCCACCCAGCUGGAGAGAUGCAAACUUGGAUCAGAGGCAGGCAGCAUGAGCAGCAUCAGUUCGACGGAUGAGCAAUUUCGCUGGAACACUCAAGCGGACGGACAGAAGGAUAUCGAGGAUGAGUUGACCACGGGUUUGGAGUUGGUGGAUUCCUGCAUUCGCUCCCUUCAGGAAUCAGGGAUACUGGACAGUGGAGAACGACCCGCUCUCCUUUCCCAGAGUUCCUUGCAGCUCAACUCCACCCCGGAGGCUUCGCUCCAGUACUCUGCCAGCUACCAUAGCAACCAGACCCUCGCCCUUAGCGACAGCAUCUCCGCAGCAACUCCGCAGCGCAGCGGGCAGGUUGGAGGAGCUGUGCACAGCUACAACCAGGUGACAUCGAGCCGUGCCGCCCAUCAUCAGCAAUCACAAAGCGGGGCGGGAUCAGGUAUCUACUACUCCAGCUCCACCUUGCCCGCCCAGCGUGUCAGUUCUCCUCUGUCUGGAGGAAGAGGAGGCUCAGGGUCCAGUUCCCCCAGUAAGCUUCAGCGCCUGGGAUCAGCCUCCGAUGCGCCUGGGUACGCCACCACUGAACGCCUGCCUUCCUCCUCCUCUCCCAACAAACAGUCUACCGCUAAUCGACUGGCCAAGUCUUUCAGCACCACUGUUGCCGUGACAACAGCAGGAGGGGCCGGGUCCCCCCUGAGGGUGGCAUCUCCACCCAACUCUACAGCAUCGGGGGGAGGGGCCAGCUCAUCAUCAUCGCCUCUUCACCAGAUGAGUUCAGGCAUAGGGAGCUAUGCAACUCUGUCUCCCAAAAGACUGGCAUCUCACCACGCCUCCGACCAGUACAAGAUCUCCCACGAGCUCUACGCUACAGCUACGCUGCAGAGACCUGGCAGUCUAGCAGGCUCUCGUGGCUCCUACAGUAGUCAGCAUAGUCAGGAGCCCCUUCGGCCCUUGGGGUCCCCAGAGCACCACAUAGAUCCCAUCUAUGAAGAACGUGUCUAUCACAACAAGGGCCCCAUGAGGAGCCUCAGCCAGAGCCAAGGGCCGGACACAGGCCCCUAUCGCAACAACACCGCUCCCUCCUCCCCUGGUGUCGACUCCGCCCCUUUGCAGCGCACAGCCAGUCACAGCACCGGGACAGGAAACUACAGCCGUGGUGGGACCAACAACUAUGCCACAGUGGGCCCGGGCUACACCUCAAGCAAUGUCGGCGACGUGUACGGCUCAGACCCAUAUGUGGCCGACCCCUACCGCACCCUGCAGUACUGCCCCUCGGUGGUGGAUUCACCCUACAGCAAGUCUGGACCAGCCCUACCGCCCGAAGGCAGCAUGCAGCGCUCACCUUCCAUCGACUCUAUUCAGAAGGACCCAAGAGAAUUCGGAUGGAGAGAUCCGGAGCUGCCAGAGGUGAUCCAGAUGUUACAGCACCAGUUCCCAUCGGUGCAGUCCAAUGCAGCAGCCUACCUACAGCACCUCUGCUUCGGAGACAACAAGAUCAAAGCUGAGAUCCGUAGACAGGGAGGCAUUCAGUUGCUGGUGGACCUCCUGGACCACAGGAUGAGCGAGGUGCACCGCAGCGCCUGCGGAGCCCUGAGGAACCUUGUGUAUGGCAAAGCCAACGACGAGAACAAAAUAGCUCUGAAGAACUGCGGGGGGAUUCCUGCACUGGUCCGCCUGCUGAGGAAGACUGGAGACGUGGAGAUCAGAGAGCUGGUAACAGGUGUUCUAUGGAACCUCUCAUCAUGUGAUGCUCUGAAGAUGCCAAUCAUUCAGGACGCCCUGGCCGUUCUUACCAACAGUGUCAUCAUACCGCACUCUAGCUGGGACUCCUCCCCCAAUCACCAUGAUGACAGCAAGCACCACCUCCACACCUCGCAGGUGCUGCGAAACGCUACCGGCUGCCUCAGGAAUGUAAGCUCUGCAGGUGAGGAGGCAAGACGAAGGAUGAGGGAGUGUGACGGCCUGACAGAUGCUCUGCUCUACGUCAUUCAGACCUCGCUGGGCAGCGGCGAGAUCGACAGCAAGACCGUAGAGAACUGCGUUUGCAUUCUGAGGAACCUGUCGUACCGCUUGGCUGCCGAGACGUCCCACGGCCAGCAGGGGGGCUUGGAGGAGCUGGACAGCCUGCUUUGGGAUGCCAACGGUCGCGAUGGCGAGAGCUCCGGAUGCUGGGGCAAGAAGAAGAAGAAAAAGAAGGGGGUUGACCAGUGGGAUGGCGUGGGCCCGUUUCCAGACACAGCGCAGCCUCCAAAAGGGGUUCAGAUGCUGUGGCACCCGACCAUCGUGAAGCCCUACCUCACCCUGCUGUCUGAAUGCUCAAAUCCCGACACGCUGGAGGGGGCAGCCGGGGCUCUGCAGAACCUGGCUGCAGGCAGUUGGAAGUGGUCGGUGUACAUCCGGGCUGCUGUGCGCAAAGAGAAAGGCCUUCCCAUCCUGGUGGAGCUACUGAGGAUAGACAAUGACAAGGUUGUGUGUGCCGUGGCCACCGCGCUCAGAAAUAUGGCCCUGGACAUCAGGAACAAGGAGCUCAUUGGUAAAUAUGCCAUGAGAGAUCUGAUCUAUCGGUUACCAGGCGGUAGCAGUAGCAGCAACAAUAACGCCACCAGCAGUGGGAUCUCUGGAACCACAGGCCCUCCCAGCAAGGCCAUGUCGGACGACACGGUAACUGCCAUCUGCUGCGCGCUGCAUGAAGUCAUCACCAAGAACAUGGAGAAUGCCAAAGCUCUGCGCGAUGCCGGCGGCAUCGAAAAACUCAUCGGCAUCGCCCGCAGCAAAGGAGACAAACACUCAGCGAAGGUGGUGAAGGCAGCCUCUCAGGUCCUCAGCAGUAUGUGGCAGUACAGAGACCUACGCUCCCUCUACAAGAAGGAUGGAUACUCCCAGUAUCACUUCGUAGGCUCGGCCUCAACGAUAGAGCGAGACAGACAGAGGCCCUACUCUUCCUCCCGAACUCCGUCCGUCUCCCCCGUCAGGACGUCCCCAAAUAACCGCUCAGCGAGCGCACCAGCCUCCCCCAGAGAGAUGAUGUGUCUGAAGGAACGUAAGAUGGACUACGAUUCCACGGCAACCAACGCUGGUUUCCAUAGCAACAAAGGCGAGCACACAUCCCGGAAAGACGGCAUGGCAGUUCAAGUAUCAUGUGGGACGUCUACAUUGUUCCGUAACUCUUACCUGACUGCCACUGAUGAUAUCAAGCAAAACCAGAUUCCAGCCCAGCCCUGCGUUGUGCCCCCCCAGCCCCAGCAGGACAGCCCGUCAGCAGCCGUGCUAAAAGACUACGACCACUACCCCGCCCCUCCUUCCUUCCCGCAGCCGCCGCAGCCUCCACCUCACAGCCAGAGCCGGAGCUUCGACGAGGCCUACUACGAGGACCAGGGGCCGCCGCCUCCUCCGUCCCAGCCACAGCCGCAGGUACAAGUGCAAGUUCAGGCCCAGCCUCAGGCCCAACCCCAGCAGCCGCCGAGUUCAACCGGGCCGCCCCGGGACCCGCGGGAAGACCUGCGCAUGCAUCUGGGCCUCAAAUCCACUGGCAACUACGUGGACUUCUACUCAGCCUCUCGACCGUACAGCGAACUGAACUAUGAGACCAGCCACUACCCAGCCUCGCCUGACUCCUGGGUCUAGUCAGACAAUAAUGGGGGAGGGGGACAAGAGAGAGUCAGUGUAUGCUUGAGUGAAAGGGAUUAUUUUUUACAAGCGAUCAGCAGCAGAUGAACCGAAAGUGACAGCGAGGGCGUUUUGAAAAGGUAUCUUGUGGCCCAAGGCAGGAAAUUAGUGCUCCUUUUAAAAUAAGGUGAAAGACCGAUUUGGGAAAGGAGUGAAGUCAGGUGGAGUGACAAUGAGAGUCUGUGCAUGUGCAUGCCAACAUUUUCCUUUUCUUUUUAAGACCACUUUAUUUCUUCAAAGUCAGCUCCAUUGUAACGUUGAGUGGAUAAGGAGCAGGUGGGAGUAGAUAUGAAGUGUGGUGGAAGUGUGAGAGACAUGUGGGCCGGGGAGUACAGAGAGAAAACGACCAGGCACAGAGUGUACACCGAGGCCUGGAGAGGAGGACAGAAAAAGGGACGGAGAAAUAAUUGGAAGCAGAUGACUCUAUAGAAGUGUGAAGACCAUUUUGAUAAAGAUAGAGGGAGGCAGAGAGGUGAAGCAACGAUGGCAUCAGGGUUCUCGAGGAGGUCCGGCAAAGAAUAUAAGCACAGAGGAAGAUGAAAGCACAUAAGACAUAAGACAAGUUGUGGAUGUUUACCAUUUCAUCCGAGUGACAAAACGUAGCACUGCUUUUAUCCCCCUGUCUUUUUGUUCCGAUGGCCUUGCUGCCUACAGAGACGUCUGAAUUUGUUUUCAAGGAAUGUCAUCUUCAAGAGACUUCUUUUAUCACAUCGUUCUUUUACAUGUUUUUUUAUUUGUACUUUUUCUAAAUUUUCACUUAAAAAAAUAUAGCGUUUUUAUUUCCUGACUAAAAUUCCAAGGUGAUAUAGUGUGUAUAUUACACGUUUCUGAUGAAAAUAAGAUUUUGUUUUCCUUGACACAAACAACAAAAAGCUACAAAAUUGGAGUCAACUGCAAAAGCAGAAAACACAGAAGUCGUCAGGAUGGAUCGCCAGUGGAUACCUUUGCUUUUGGCCCUUUCCGAGCCCGAGAGGAAGCAUGGCAGUAAUCGUGUUUCUCUCUCUCUCCAUCAAGUUAAUUUUGAUUGUUGUGGACGUGCUCAAAACGUCAAAAGCAGUUCUAGGUUGCCAGAGCACCAGACAGGCAGAGCAGCGACGCUCCCAGUCGACACAAGUUCUUUUUCACUGCCUCAAGAAAAUACGUGUCCAGAGCCCUUUGGAAAGGGUCGUCUUUUCCUUUUUUGGGGAUUUAUUGGACAGUGUAAAUUUUCAGCGGUUUCUCACCGACAGUAAAAAAACAUAGGAACUCAUCCGUCCAACAAGAGCCACCAUAGAAAUGUACAUGUCCUUGUACAGUAGAGAAAGACUGAGAGAGACGUGACAUUGUGCCAAACUUUGACACCUCCUGUGCACCCGUCCUGUGAGAAUUUAAAAGGGACAUUCUGUCAAAGUUUACAGGCAAUGACUCGCUCUGCUGUUUGUAACUUUUAUUUUCUUGUGUUGAUCAGGUGAGAACAUAACUUAUUACUGGGGAUCAUGGGUAACAUCUCCCUCCCAUAGAUGUACAGACCUGCCUCUCUGUGUUUGCUGAGCAUGUGUGGGCGCGUGGACACGUGUGUGUGUGUGUGUGUGUGUGUGUGUGUGUGUGUGUGUGGGUGUGUGUGACCGUAUGUGUGGCCCAUGUGUGUACACGUAAACUUGAGCGAGCGUAUCUAUGCAUGCAUGUGUGUAGUAGUGUGCGUAUGCCUCCGUUGCGUGUAUGUGCGUUCCUGUACAAAUCAGUGUCCGAACACGGCAUUCCUACCGAAAGUUUGUCCAGUUUUACAACCAUGAAAAACCAAGGUAAAAAUCACUAGAAUGAAGUGUUGAUAUAGAAUGACAAAUGUAUAAAUCUAUGAAUAUAAAUAUAAAUAUAUAUAUAAUUUUUAUGUGCAGAUGUCAUUGUCACUCAAUGCAACAAAUGUUCGCGGAGAAAAAAAAAAGAUUAUGUGGUGUGCAACAGGUUCACUUUGACCUAAACGUGGAAACUGCUGAUCCCCCCCCUCCCCUUCUACAACCCCCCACCCCGAACCCCCACCCCUCAAUCGAGACAAAAGACAAAUCCCACCUGAGGAUUGCUCAGGCUCUGGUGCGAGUUGUGUGUUGUUGUGUGUCCAUGCUUCUUAGAUGACUGUGCUGAGAGAGGACCGUACUUGAACACAAGGAUAAAUAAAGACUCUUUGCAAUCAAA